This is a messenger RNA of Rasamsonia emersonii CBS 393.64, 1743 nucleotides long. RefSeq names its product Electron-transferring-flavoprotein dehydrogenase. The coding region runs from base 1 to 1743 and encodes 580 amino acids. Gene Ontology annotation, biological process: electron transport chain. Gene Ontology annotation, molecular function: electron-transferring-flavoprotein dehydrogenase activity; iron-sulfur cluster binding. Gene Ontology annotation, cellular component: mitochondrial inner membrane. The record is from RefSeq and is a predicted model, not a curated record. The transcript has 5 exons. NCBI's taxonomy places the organism in Eukaryota, Fungi, Ascomycota, Eurotiomycetes, Eurotiales, Trichocomaceae.
AUGGCUUCGAAAGGAGCCGUCUUGCCUCUGUUGAGGUGUGAGCUGAGAGCUUCUCGAUCGUGGCGAGCUAGCUCAUUGUCUGCAGCUACAAGGACCGUCCGCCACGCUUCUUUCUUCGCCCCUGAGAGGCGACCAUGCCGUCGUACUGGUUUUCCGAGCGGGCGUGUUGUUCGGGGUCAAACUAGACCAUUUUCUCAGUCCCUGCGAAGGCGUGAUGCGGAGGCCGCUCUCGACCCCAGCCAGAUUGAGAGGGAGUCAGAUGAAGUUGAUGUUUGUAUUGUCGGUGGCGGCCCGGCAGGUCUCGCAGCGGCAAUUCGGCUAAAGCAGCUGGCCAACGAAGCCGGCAACGAAGAGUUCAGGGUCGUCCUCCUAGAGAAAGCAGGAGAAUUGGGAGGACACAUCGUUUCCGGCAAUGUUCUCGAGCCAACUGCUCUCAACGAGCUCCUGCCUGACUGGCUGUCCGAGGACAAUCCAUCGCGAUUCGAACAUGUGACUCCCGCGAAGAGCGACAAGAUGCGCUUUCUGACGAAGAAUUCGGCUAUACCAAUUCCCGCCCCGCCGCAGAUGAAUAAUCAUGGAAAUUACAUUAUAAGCUUGAGUCAAUUGACCAGGUGGCUUGGGGAACGCGCCGAGGAGUUGGGGGUGGAGAUCUAUCCUGGUUUUGCCGCCAGUGAGGUGUUGUACAAGCCGGAUGGUUCGGUGCGCGGUGUCGCAACAAACGAUCUGGGUAUAGGGCGAGACGGUAAACCGAAGGAAAAUUUUGAGCGGGGGAUGGAAUUUCACGCGCGUGUCACGUUGCUCGCUGAGGGGUGUCAUGGGAGCUUGAGCAAACAGGUCAUCAAGAAAUAUGAUCUCCGCCGUGACAGUCAACCGCAAACCUAUGGACUGGGGAUAAAGGAGGUUUGGGAGGUACAGCCCGAGAAAUUCAGACCCGGCGAGAUUGUCCACUCGAUGGGUUACCCCUUGCCAAAGGACACCUACGGCGGAGCUUGGAUGUACCAUUUUGGCGACAACUUGGUCAGUAUCGGCCUGGUCGUCGGUCUGGAUUAUCCCAACCCGUGGCUUUCUCCAUAUGCCGGAUUUUUGAACGUCCCAAAGAUCAAAGGUACGCAUACUGCCAUGAAGUCCGGCAUGCUGGCAGCCGAGGCGGCGUUUUCGGCCUUGCAAAACAAUGACAAUGGCAGUGUCUUCCUAUACGACUAUGAGGAUUCUCUCCGUAAGUCGUUCAUCUGGAAAGAACUCAAGGAGGUGCGCAACAUGCGCCCUUCCUUCAACACUCCUCUCGGUAUCUACGGUGGUAUCCUGUACUCAGGACUGGAGGCCUACAUCUUCCGCGGCAAAACGCCAUGGACACUAAAGCACCACGGCAGCGAUUCCGCCGCGACGAAAAAGGCUUCUGAGUGUGAGAAGAUUGAGUAUCCCAAACCUGACGGGGUAAUCAGCUUCGAUAUUAUGACCAGUGUGAGUCGCACUGGAACGAAUCACGAAGAAGACCAGCCUGUCCAUUUGCAGGUGAAGGACUGGGAUGAGCAUACCAAGGCUGCGUGGCCCCAAUAUCAGGGUGUUGAGAAUCGGUUUUGUCCCGCCGGCGUCUAUGAGUACGUCGAGGACCCUUCCAAAGAGCAUGGCGUUCGUUUCCAAAUCAACUCUCAGAAUUGCAUCCAUUGCAAGACUUGUGAUAUUAAGGUCCCUACUCAGGAUAUCAACUGGCAGACUCCUCAGGGAGGAGAAGGCCCCAAAUAG